AUGUUUCAGGAAGCGCUGAUAGUUCACUGGGAAAUGUUAAACUAGCUUGCUAGUUUUUGAGUGUAAAAGAGCAUUUUAACUGCUUUGCAGCCCUCUCUAAGAGAGUAAUGUUCACAAACUGUUCCCUCGGACAUUGUCAUAUUGUCAUUGCUGUGAUUCUUUGGUCCAUUUGUGUAGACUCGCGGAAAAUCAGAGGAAUUUCUUUAUCGUAUAAGAGGUUUUAUAGAGAAAGAAAGUCCUUCCUGUGUAUCGAUGGGUCUAAAAUGAUCCCUUUUGACCAGGUGAAUGACGACUACUGCGACUGUAUGGAUGGAUCAGAUGAACCAGGCACUGCAGCCUGUCCUAACGGCCGAUUCUACUGCACCAACCUCGGCUACCGCUCUCACUACAUACCAUCUUCACGUGUCAAUGAUGGCAUCUGCGACUGCUGUGACGCUUCAGAUGAGUACAGAAGUCAAACGCCUUGCCAAAACACAUGCAGGAAUCUGGGACAGAGGGAGCGAGCGGAGGUGGAGGGCCAGACGAGGGUCCUGGGUGAGAGGCUGAGACUCAAGCAGCUGCUGAUUGAGGAAGGCGUCCUCACCUGGCGUGAGAAACAGGCCCAGCUUCGCGACCUGCAGCGGGUCUCUGACGACCUACAGACCCAACUGGAUGAUCUCAGGAAGGAGGAGGCAAGGAGGAAGGAGGAGGCAGAUUCACUCAGAGAGCGGGAGAUAGGGGCACGGGAUACGGCGGACAACAGUCCCACGAGUCCCUAUAGGCCUGAGUCUCCAAUCAGCGUUUUCAAAGAGUUGGACAGCAAUAGAGAUGGAAGUAUUACCGUGGAUGAAGUCCAGGCGAAACUCUCUCCCGUCCAGGAUGAGGAGCAUGCUCUAUCUGAGGAUGAAGCUGUGAUCAAAGGGAGACGUGGUGUGCCAGGCAGUCUGGCAGAUGAAGACCCCAACAUCAAGGCCGCCGUGAGCGCUGCUGAAAAAGCGGCUGCUGAUCUAAAGAGAGUUGAAGAUGCGUACGAAACGGUGUACAUGGAAAUCAGGGACCUAAGGGAGAAACUUUCCAUAGACUACGGAUCAGAGAGAGAGUUUCUAUUCCUGCAUAACCAAUGUUUCCAGCUGAAGGUCUAUGAACCUCCAGGACCAUCAACAGUGUUACCACAGACCUCCAGGACCAUCAACAGUGUUACCACAGUCCUCCAGGAGGAUCAUCAACAGUGUUACCACAGUCCUCCAGGAGGAUCAUCAACAGUGUUACCACAGACCUCCAGGACCAUCAACAUUGUUACCACAGUCCUCCAGGAGGAAACUGAGGUAUAUUUACGAGCUGUGUCCCUUCAGUCAAGUAACGCAGAAGAGUGCUUCAGGAGAAGUGGUGUCCUUAGGGAAGUGGGGGUCAUGGGCGGGGCCACCAGAGAACCCAUAUUGCCAGAUGAGGUAUGAGAGUGGAGAGCCCUGCUGGCAAGGCCCUACCAGGAACACCAUGGUCAUGUUGAUAUGUGGGACAGAGACAGCCUUGAGAUCGGUAAAGGAGCCCAGCAAAUGCCAGUACGUCAUGGAGCUUCAGACUCCCGUGUCCUGUCAGCCGGCGCUGAGGCAGCGGGGCAUACACAGUGAACUUUGACCCCCAGGGACCAAGGGAGGGAGCCAUGCAGCCCCCAUGCCGCUGGUGACAGACUUUGUUUCGGGGCCACUCGGGCCCCAGUGUCCUCUGCCUUUGUGUCAGAACACAUAUCGCAAUAAUUGCUGUAGCUUUAUAAUAUGUUUUUGUCCUCCGUUGUCUUGUUACCAUGGUGUUUUUGUUCCUCCUGACUGUCACGCUGUUAAUUUCCAUUGUGUUUCGUUGAGCUUUGUGGAAUUGAAGGAGUCUUUUCAUGUAAAAUGUUGUUCUAGAAAUGUAGACAUUUUAAUUACGCUUGCUGUGUGUGUUAGGUUUUACGCUUUGCAGUAUAGCUUCUCUGUCAUUCCUGUUAAAAACAAUUAUAAUCACAGUAGUUUCCAAACACUGUCUAAUGACAGCAUUAAGUCAAUCUAUGAUCUUUGUAACAAAGAAAUGACUCUGAUUUGAAUGAAAAUAAAAGGGACUAUUUUGGAUAGCAGCAAUGCCUUUUCAAAUAGUAUCAUCGGUUACCAA
Messenger RNA from Oncorhynchus kisutch (coho salmon), 2124 nucleotides. RefSeq names its product glucosidase 2 subunit beta. Gene Ontology annotation, biological process: N-glycan processing; liver development. The transcript has 15 exons. Gene Ontology annotation, molecular function: protein binding; calcium ion binding. Bases 108 to 1433 code for a protein of 441 amino acids. The record is from RefSeq and is a predicted model, not a curated record. Gene Ontology annotation, cellular component: glucosidase II complex. Lineage: Eukaryota; Metazoa; Chordata; Actinopteri; Salmoniformes; Salmonidae.